GAAAAGUAUAAUAACUACUCUCUCUCUCUCUCUCUCUCUCUCUCUGUAGCGUCAUCUUCGUCCGGCGACACUUUCAAGCUCCUUUUUUUCAAAAGCAGCUUUCCGCGCAGCCGAAAGCAGAGGAAAUAAUCGCGCCCUCUAGAUUCCCUCCUCCCCGGUCAACCCCACACCUACUUCUUCCCCUCUCGACCGGAGCGGGGUUCCGCUUCGAUCGCGAAUCCCGGGUUUCGAUCGGAGCGGGAAGGGUCGGCCGGCGGUUCCGAUCCGAUCGCGCGAUCGCGAUCCGCCGUUAUGAUAUCCCGGCGGUUCUAGUCCGAUUUUACCGGGGGGGCGGCGGCGGCGGCGGCGGCGGCUUGUUGAGGGUUGCGCUUGGGGACUUGGUACCGGAUUCGAGGUUUUUUUUAACGAUGAUCGAUGUCGAGCUCUAGCCUGGCCGUCGAGAGAUGCCGCUCUAUGUUCGCCGCGAGGCUUCCAAGUUGUGGAGGAAGAUUUGGUCGGAGGUGUCGAUAGAGAUUUCGCUGCUCGCCGAGAACUGGAAGUAUCUCCUCGGCGGACUUGUUUUCCAGUACAUUCAUGGAUUGGCUGCCAGAGGAGUUCACUACUUGCAUCGUCCAGGCCCAAUACUUCAGGACAUUGGUUUUCUUCUUAUUCCUGAACUUGGUCAAGAUAAAGGUCAUAUCAGCGAGGCUUUGUUUACCUGCAUCUUCUGUUCAUUUGCUUUGUGGACUUUUCACCCGUUCAUAUACCAGAACAAAAAAAUUUAUACAGUCCUAAUGUGGUGCAGGGUUCUUGCUUAUUUAGUUGCUUCUCAAGUUCUCCGGAUUGUUACAUUCUAUUCAACUCAGUUACCUGGUCCAAACUACCAUUGCCGUGAGGGUUCAGAACUUGCCACGUUACCACCUCCAAGAAGUGUGCUUGAAGUGGUCUUAAUAAACUUUCCACGAGGGAUUCUCUAUGGCUGUGGUGACUUGAUUUUUUCAUCACACAUGAUCUUUACGUUGGUUUUUGUCAACACAUAUCAGAAGCAUGGCACAAAGAGGUUUAUCAAGCAGUUUGCUUGGUUACUUGCGGUGGUUCAGAGCCUGCUAAUUAUAGCAUCUCGUAAGCAUUAUACAGUGGACAUCAUUGUUGCAUGGUAUACUGUAAAUCUGGUUGUGUUUUGUAUCGACAGGAAAUUGCCAGAAAUGCCUGAUAGAUCAAUGGCAGCUACAUAUUCACCAUCCCUACCAUUGAGUACCAAGGACAAGGAAAGCAAGAGCAGAGGAGAGCAAUACAAUCUCUUAAACGGGGGUAUCGAACAUGGGAAAGCCUGAAAGAUAGUAUAUCAAUAAUGACACGAGCUGAAGAUAGCCGUGUUGCGGAUCCCUAUUAUUUCCCUUCAGUGUAGCUCCGAGAACCGUACAGCAUUGACUAUUCGUAAAUCAGUUAUUGAUGGUCGGACAUUCAUUUGGCAUGGUUCUCUAAUGAUUAUAGAACAAGUCUUUCCACUAUGAA
This is a messenger RNA of Syzygium oleosum, 1494 nucleotides long. Its product is annotated as phosphatidylinositol:ceramide inositolphosphotransferase 1. The record is from RefSeq and is a predicted model, not a curated record. Gene Ontology annotation, biological process: ceramide biosynthetic process. Gene Ontology annotation, cellular component: endoplasmic reticulum membrane; Golgi membrane; trans-Golgi network. Gene Ontology annotation, molecular function: ceramide cholinephosphotransferase activity; sphingomyelin synthase activity; inositol phosphoceramide synthase activity. The transcript is spliced from 11 exons. Bases 444 to 1313 code for a protein of 289 amino acids. Lineage: Eukaryota; Viridiplantae; Streptophyta; Magnoliopsida; Myrtales; Myrtaceae.